UGUGGGCGGGGCGGUGGACGUGUCCGGACGGAGGCGGUUGGAGCCUGUGAUCGUGUCCGGGAGCAGGAGCAGCCCCAGGUCGAGACGCCGGCACCAUGCUGGACUUCGCAAUCUUUGCCAUUACCUUCGUGGUUUUCCUGAUCGGGGCCGUGCUCUACCUGUACCCGGCAUCUAGGCAAGCAUCUGGCAUUCCGGGUAUGGCUCCUACAGAAGAGAAGGAUGGAAAUCUUCCAGAUAUCGUGAAGACAGGGAGCCUUCAUCAAUUUCUAGUCAGUCUUCAUGAAAAGUAUGGACCAUUGGCAUCUUUCUGGUUUGGACAACGACUGGUGGUCAGUUUGGGCUCUGUGGACCUCCUGAAGGAGCACAUCAACCCAAACCGAACCUCUGAUCCAUUUGAGACCAUGCUGAAAUCCUUAUUGGGAUAUCAGUCUGGAUUUGGAGGCAAUGCUGCUGAGGGUCAUGUGAGGAAGAAGGUUUAUGAGACAGGAGUGAACAAAGCUAUCCAGAGCAACUUUGCUGUCCUUUUGGAGCUAGCUGACGAGUUGGUAACAAAGUGGCUGUCAUAUCCUGAAGCUCAGCAUGUCCCUCUGUGCCAGCACAUGUUGGGUUUUGCCAUGAAGUCUGUCACGCGGGCAGCAAUGGGUAGUCACUUUGAAAAUGAUCAAGAAGUAAUACGCUUCCGAAAGAACCAUGAAUCGAUUUGGUCAGAGAUUGGAAAAGGAUUUUUGGAUGGAUCUCUUGAUAAAAGCUCAUCCAGAAAACAGCAUUACGAAGAGGCCCUGGGAGAAAUGGAAGCUGCACUGAAGAAAGUGGCAAGAGAGCGCAAAGGACAAAGCAACAAUCACGAAGUGUUCAUGGACUCCUUGCUGCAGGGUGACCUCAUUGAGAAGCAGGUUCUGGAGGACAGUAUGAUCUUUUCACUGGCUGGAAGUGUGAUCACAGCAAAUCUGUGCAUUUGGUCCACGUACUUUUUGACCACGUCAAGUUCAGUGCAGGAAAAACUUUACCAAGAGGUAACCAAGGUUCUGGGAAGGAGCCCGCUCACUUUUGAUAAGCUGCAAGAACUGAGGUACUGCCAACAGGUUUUGAAUGAGACUGUCCGAACAGCGAAGCUCACCCCUGUUGCAGCGCGACUUCAGGAGCUGGAAGGGAGUGUCAACCAUCACAUCAUCCCAAAGGAGACUCUGGUCAUUUACGCCCUUGGUGUUGUGCUUCAGGAUGACACAUCAUGGCACAUGCCUUACAGGUUUGAUCCAGAAAGGUUCAACGAUGAAGCUGCCAGGAAGCAAUUUACAUUGCUGGGAUUUUCCGGGAGCCAGGAAUGUCCAGAGUUGAGGUUCGCUUAUACUGUGGCUACAAUCAUGCUGAGUACACUGAUCAGGAAGCUGAGCUUGCAUCCUGUGGCAGACCAGUUGGUGGAGAUGAAGUAUGACCUUGUAACCACCCCAAAAGAGGAGGCUUGGAUUACUGUCAGCAAGCGAAGCUAGACUGACUUCACCAGGGCUGAGUGUGGGGUUUAUUGGAUGGAGCCCUGUCAGUAAGAGGUUUGCAAUGACUUUUCAGAUCCAUACCUGCCACUGUAUCCUUCAUUCUCGACGACAGGAUUCCUGAGAGUGCCAUUCUGCUCCUUCCCUACUUUUGAAAAUAUGAACCAACCUUAAAAUGACAACCUC
Molecule: messenger RNA, 1673 nt
Organism: Chiloscyllium plagiosum (whitespotted bambooshark)
Lineage: Eukaryota; Metazoa; Chordata; Chondrichthyes; Orectolobiformes; Hemiscylliidae
Gene: cyp20a1
Product: cytochrome P450, family 20, subfamily A, polypeptide 1
Cellular component (GO): membrane
Molecular function (GO): iron ion binding; oxidoreductase activity, acting on paired donors, with incorporation or reduction of molecular oxygen; heme binding
Source: RefSeq, a predicted model, not a curated record